Messenger RNA from Lactuca saligna, 324 nucleotides. The record is from the annotation of a GenBank genome assembly. Lineage: Eukaryota; Viridiplantae; Streptophyta; Magnoliopsida; Asterales; Asteraceae.
AUGAUGAAGGAAGAACAAGUUACUAAGAAAGAACAAAUAAAGGGGACAGAUUCGAUGGAUUAUUGUUUUAUUCAAUCUAUGAUGACACAAAAUGAGAAAGGAUUAAGGAUUAGUGGGAGCUUCAUCCCACAAGCGUACAACAACAUGGUGGAGGAACUGAAGCAAAAGUUUGGGGAGAGUUUAACGAAAAAUCAUUUAAAGAAUCGUUUGAAAACUUUAAAAUCAGGUUUCUCGCAAUGGUAUGACAUGUUUCGCGGAACUUCAUUGAGUGGGUUCGGUUGGAAUUCUGAAACACAACCAAUUGAAGCGGACGAGGAAGUGUAG